AUGAAGCAGAUACACAAUGUAGCAAAGGUGGUCGGAACAGUCAUUACAGUCACCGGAGCAAUGGUGAUGACUUUGUACAAAGGUCCAAUUGUUGAUAUGUUAUUCUCAGAAGGGGGAGGAGGAGGAAGCCACCAUAAACACAGCAGUAGCUCUUCUGGUCAGCACUGGACCACCGGGACAAUAAUGCUCCUUUCCUGUGUUUGUGGUUGGUCUUGUUUCUUCAUACUGCAAUCAAUUACCUUGAAGGAGUACCCAGCAGAGCUCUCUCUCACUGCUUUGAUAUGCUUGUUUGGCAUGGUUGAAGGUGGAGCAGUGGCACUUGUCAUGGAAAGAGACAUGAGUGCUUGGGUAGUUGGUUUCGACUUCAGGCUUCUUGCUGCAGUCUAUUCUGGGAUAGUUUGCUCUGGAAUUGCAUACUAUUUACAAAGUAUGGUGAACAAGGCUCGAGGUCCAGUGUUUGUAACUGCAUUCAGCCCUCUCAGCAUGAUCAUCACGGCCAUUCUAGGGGCCUUAUUUUUGUCCGAGCAAGUUCACCUCGGAAGUUUAAUUGGAGCCAUCGUCAUUGUCAUCGGUCUGUACUCAGUGGUGUGGGGAAAAAGCAAAGAUCAGCCAAGUUCCAUGAACUCCAUAACCAGUGAGAAUGGCCAAUCCAAUGAAUUGCCAGUAGUUAACACCACCAAAUCCUGCGUUAAGGUUGGUGGUGAUGGCAUUGAUGGACCAGUAAAGAGUUGUCUACCACAGGAGCCAUGA
This is a messenger RNA of Ilex paraguariensis (yerba mate), 750 nucleotides long. The record is from the annotation of a GenBank genome assembly. NCBI's taxonomy places the organism in Eukaryota, Viridiplantae, Streptophyta, Magnoliopsida, Aquifoliales, Aquifoliaceae.